Sebastes umbrosus (honeycomb rockfish) is the source of this 2200-nucleotide messenger RNA. Its product is annotated as sterile alpha motif domain-containing protein 12-like. Gene Ontology annotation, biological process: cell surface receptor protein tyrosine kinase signaling pathway. The transcript is spliced from 4 exons. The record is from RefSeq and is a predicted model, not a curated record. Lineage: Eukaryota; Metazoa; Chordata; Actinopteri; Perciformes; Sebastidae. Gene Ontology annotation, molecular function: protein binding. The coding region runs from base 287 to 565 and encodes 92 amino acids. Gene Ontology annotation, cellular component: cytoplasmic side of plasma membrane.
UAGAGGACCAGCAUGCACCUGGGUGGACCUAUGUUUUUUUUUUACCAGGCAACAAUAGCAAUGAUUUUUUCAUGAUUUUCCUGACAACUGGCCACUACAAUAUGCAUGUACAGUACAUAAUACCAAUAUAUCCUGCAGCACUUGAAGGCAUCGUGAGCACACCUGGGCGGAGCCAGGAAGAGGAAUGUACCUACAGUAACACUCAGGUAACACUCCAACAAGUACAGACAAGGGUUGCCUUUCACAUCCUAUCAAAGGGUGUUGCUGCUGAUGUGGUUGCAGAGUGAUGGGCCUGUCAAAGCGAGUGUCACUGUGGUCGGUGGAAGAAGUGUUGGAGUGGGUGCAGGAUCAGCACCCGACCCACAUGGACACGCUCCAGAAAGCCAUAAUUAAACACGCCAUAUCAGGCCGUGUGUUGCUGCGAUUAAAGGAUCAUCACCUGGAGCUCCUCGGGCUGGAGGCUGAGGAGCAGCAGCAGGAGAUCUGGCAGGACCUCCUCCUCCUUAGAGUUCAAGAAGAAAUCAUUGAACUUGAUGACAUCUGCUCUGAGUGUUUUUCUCCAUAGCGGGGAAUAAAUAUCUUCCGGAGAAUUGCAGCUUUUUUAUUUCCCAUCCAUUCAUUCAUCCAUGUGAAGGAAGAAGAAAAGUGGGAGUGAUGGAAACAACAAGAGAAGGUGAAAGAGAAAGACGAAUCAAUGAAGAAUGGAGAGAGAAAGAAACCCAUUUCCUGUGUGAAAUCUGACCUGUGCAGAUGGAUGAGAUUAGUUUUUGUCUGAGCGUCUUUUUUCUGAACCUUACUGUCCAUUCGUCUCUGUCUGCUGUCUUUCUCUUGCAGUGGGUUUACAUCCUAUCAGUGUGUCAUGGAAUAUUUUACGUUUAAACCACUUUGGUCAAGACUGAAAUAUCUCAACAGCUACUGGGUGGAUUGUAAUGAGACUUUGUGCAGACAUUCGUGAUCCCCAGAGGAUAAGUCCUCCUGACGUUUCCUCUAGCGCCACAAUGAGGUUCACAUUUAGGUUUUGAGUGAAAUGUCUCAACAACUAUUGGAUGGAUUACCAUGAAAUUUGAUACAGACGUACAUGUCCCCCUCAGGAUGAACUGUAAUCAGCAGUUGUAUGUGUCCGCCAACCAGCAAAGUUGCACCUUACGUCCAUGUUUGUCCAAAAUAUCAUCACUUUUGUGAAGACAUUUGUGUGAAAUUGUCAUAAUUACCAUAUGAAUCCUUGAGUUGUGGCCAAAAACCUGUUUUAUGAGGUCACAGUGACCUUUGACCACCAAAAUCCAAUCAGUUUAUCCUUGAACUUAUUGUUUGUGCCAAAUUUGAAGAUAUUCCUUGAAGGCGUUCUUGAGAUAUCUCGUUCACGAGAAUGGGUCGUACGGACAGGUAUAAAAAUGUAAUUUGUCCGACAAUUUGAUUUACGACCAAAUACCUGCAAAACUAAGGUCAGCCUCGGCUGCACUUUAGUUCUGUUUAGUGCUACUUAGCAAAUGUUAGCAUGCCAACACGCUAGAUAACAUACUGAACAUGGUUGUAACUGUAGUAGAUCAUGUGUCUGUGUGCUACAGGGCGCUCUACUGACUGAUAGGGUUGUAUUACACUUGUUUAUAGGAACACGGGGAAAUUACAGGAAGAUGCAGAAAGAGAAAAAAAAAUCUGAGUAACUGCGUUUCCAUUUCAACAUUUCUGUGUCGAAUCCAAACAGUAAAACUUCCUCCUGCUGUUUGCUCUUCUCUCUCUCACACACACACACAGUGACUGAUAUUCAUUUUAAAAUCCAGCUGUUGAUUUAAAUCUCUUGUUUCUAUUUGAAAUGUCUGUCCUUGUAUUUUUGUCUGAUAUACCACAAACAAUGCAUUGUUUCUCUAAAGAGAGUUACAGAACAUCCUCUAACUUCUCUGGAUUUGAUCCUGUUUUGUUUUCUGAUACAUACUGGAUAAUGUGAUUAUCCCAUCCCAUUUUAACUGGCUGCAACUAAGACUUAUAACUUAUGAAUGUCUUUAAUGCAUCUGGUCUUAAAACUUUCAGAUGCCUAUUUCACAUGAUGCUCUACUUACUUUAUUUAUGAUGUUGGCCUCCUUUUAUUCGAGGCAUCAACAGCACUCCACAUUUGUAUUACAUGCAGUAAAAGGUCAUCUCUAUUUCUGAACAUGUUUUCAUGGUUGGUUGAAUUAAAAGUGCUGCUUUGGCAACACAAACCUGC